AUCCCAAAGCUCACCAUAGCAAUAGCCACUCUUUAGACUCCUACUUCCAAACUACUUAAUAAUUAAUCUCCUCGUCUUUUUUUCGAGACCCCUCAACCCAACCUAAUUCAAGAUGUUCUCCCUCAAGACCGUUGUCCUGGCCCUCGCCGCCGCCGCUUUCGUUCAGGCCGUCCCCGCCCCUGCUGACAGCCCCUCAGUCUCCAUGGCCAUGCAGCAGUGCGGUGGCAGGGACAAGGUCGUCUCUUGCUGCAACAGCAAGAAGUUGAGCGAGAACAAGGCUGGCCUCAUCGGCGAGAUCCCCGUUCUCUCCGGCGAGUGCAAGAACAUCCCCAUCAACGUCCUCUCCGUCAGCCAGCUGGUCCCCAUCAACAAGUUCUGCUCGGACACCGUUGCUUGCUGCUCCGGUGAACAAGUUGGCCUUGUCAACCUCCAGUGCGUUCCUCUUCUGAGCUAAAUGGCUUAAUGUCUUUGCGGACAUCUAGCUAUUUCUCAUAUUCGAGGAUGCAUGAGAUCACGAGGGGAUGAUGGCGGAGGAGGAUGGUUGGAGUUUCUGUGAGGGAGCCUGGAUCCGGCGAUCAGCGUUGAGUGAAAGUUGGUCCUGGCUUGCUGGGGGCCCUGGUUUCGUCCUAAGCACUCGGCGGCCGUGGAAUGACUAGGCACACAUCCCGCUGGAUCCUGUCUCGCCUGAGGGAUUGAUGUCAAGUUUUGGAAGCAUCUGGAAGGAUGCCCGCUAGAGAAGUCUCUUCUCGUUCCACUCGUUUAAUAAAACCCCUUCCAGACCUA
Messenger RNA from Pyricularia grisea, 783 nucleotides. RefSeq lists its product as uncharacterized. Gene Ontology annotation, molecular function: structural constituent of cell wall. The transcript is spliced from 2 exons. The record is from RefSeq and is a predicted model, not a curated record. Lineage: Eukaryota; Fungi; Ascomycota; Sordariomycetes; Magnaporthales; Pyriculariaceae. Gene Ontology annotation, cellular component: fungal-type cell wall. Bases 113 to 454 code for a protein of 113 amino acids.